This is a messenger RNA of Pygocentrus nattereri (red-bellied piranha), 1752 nucleotides long. Its product is annotated as myeloid-associated differentiation marker-like protein 2. The coding region runs from base 220 to 1131 and encodes 303 amino acids. NCBI's taxonomy places the organism in Eukaryota, Metazoa, Chordata, Actinopteri, Characiformes, Serrasalmidae. The record is from RefSeq and is a predicted model, not a curated record. The transcript has a single exon. Gene Ontology annotation, cellular component: membrane.
AGACGGACUGGAGUUUUCUCCGUAAUCUGAUCUCCCACAUAUGGCCGUAAUUACAAUGCAUGGCGGCAAAGCACUGAAGGAGAUUUGUAAUUAAGGGCAUCUAUAAAAAGAUCCAGGCAGAGGGCGAGGUUUGUGGAGCCGGGUGUGGAGGUGCAGUGAUACCCAGUCUACAUUCAAGGGUGCUUGGGCCCAUCCGGAGUGCAGCAUACAGGCGUGCUAAUGGAUCCCUACGGAGGCCACUAUCUGAACCGGGAUGCAGUCCUGUCUGGCCUGGGGGCUGCCCGCAUGUGCCAGCUGGUGUUAGGUUGCACCACCAUGUCUCUGGUGGCCCACAGUGCAGGCUUCAGUGCCACCUAUGGCACUUUUUGCAUGUUCGUGUGGUGCUUCUGCUUCGCUGUGACAUUGGUCAUCUUCACGCUGGAUGUGGCAAGGCUUCAUGGCUGCAUGCCCAUCUCUUGGGACAACUUCACCGUGGCCUAUGCCAUGCUGGCCACACUCAUGUAUGUCACAGCUUCUGUGGUGUACCCAGUCUACUUUCUCAAUAAUGAGUGUCCAUCAGAAGGCUGUGAGGUACGCAACUACCGCAUUGCUGUCACAGUCUGCUCCAGCAUCUGCUGUUUCACCUAUGGGGCUGAAGUCUUCUUGACCAGGGCCAAGCCAGGACAUGUUGUAGGGUACAUGGCCACCAUGUCUGGCCUGCUGAAGGUGGUCCAGGCCUUCAUUGCCUGCAUCAUCUUCGGUGCCCUUGCAAAUGACAGCGAGUACAACCGCCACAUCCCCACCCAGUAUUGUGUGGUUGUCUACAGCCUGUGCUUUGCCGUCACUGUGGUGGUAGUGAUCUUAACCGUCUCUGGAAGGACAUCAGCGCUGAGGUUUCCCUUUGAUCGAUUUGUCAUCAUCUACACCUUUCUUGCAGUGCUGCUGUACAUGAGCGCCGCUGUGGUGUGGCCUGUUUUCAGUUUCGACAAGAAGUACGGCACCCCUGGUCGCCCAGAUGAAUGCCCUCGUGGGAAGUGCCCUUGGGAUAGUAAGUUGGUGGUGGCUGUGUUCACUUCUGCUAACUUGGUGCUGUACUUUACUGAUCUGGUGUACUCUCAGAGAAUUCGCUUUGUCUCCCAGUCAGCAGCCUAAAAUAAUUUUUCUUCCAACUGCCAGAACAUGAACACAUACCUCAAAGGACAUUAUUAAGAAGCAAUUAUUGAUACAAAUAAGACCACUGUCAUUUAACCAGUCUCUGAUAUGUAGGUGUUGUUUUGGGUCACUGGAAGCUGAGGUGGCUAAUAUGUCAAUAUGUUAUUCUUAUCAUAAUAAAUUACAUAAUAGUAUGUUAACUUGGGCACAUCACAGACAUUAUGUAUUCAUAGAUAAUUGAUUUGUGUAUUCCUAGCACAAUGGAAUAAAAAAAUCUGAGAUUUCUCAUUUUUUUCCUAUUGUAGAAAUCCUGGAACCAAUAAUGUGUCACAUUUGUACUGUUGUGCAUUGUACCAUUUCCAACUUAUUAGCAAACCACAGAAAAAAAAAAUCUCAUAUUUCCCACCCCAUAUUUAAAAGGUUUUUAUGCACAUAGAUAAUGAAUAAAAAUUGUUCUUAAUGACCUCAGCCAUUUUUAACAAGGAAACACAGAUGUCCUGUAAAGUGCAGUCUACCAGCAGUUAUAACCAUAUCUGCUUCCAUGCACUGGAAAUUCUUCAAUAUCUUUAUUCUCAAGAAAUGCUUUCAUUAAUUAUCUAUAAUAACACUUUUUAAAGUCAC